Molecule: messenger RNA, 543 nt
Organism: Trichophyton rubrum CBS 118892
Lineage: Eukaryota; Fungi; Ascomycota; Eurotiomycetes; Onygenales; Arthrodermataceae
Exons: 2
Coding region: 1-543 (180 amino acids)
Source: RefSeq, a predicted model, not a curated record
AUGAGACAUCGCGAUGUGUUGUCAGAAGAAAAGACGGAGGACGGGCGGGAAAUGAGCCCAGGGCCGCGGCUAGGGCGGGCGCAGCAGGUCGCGGGUGGAGCCCGAGUGGGCCAAUCAGGGGCGGCGAUGGGGCCGAAGGGGGUGGGGCGAGGGUGCCUGGCUAGCCGCUUUGGGCUACUUCGGCCCGCGAAGUGGAGACAUGACUUGGCGGUCGUGCCUUCCUAUUGGGUGUUAAAGCACGCGCCAGGCAUGACUCAGCAGAAGCGGGUGGACGGCCCAGAUCAGGCUAGUGGGAUCGGCACCGGCUCUCAAUAUAAAACUCGAACAACAUCAUCGAACGGAUCGGAUCGUGAUAUACCUACAUGGCCGUGGAGAACGUCUGCAAGCUGCGGUUUGCGUCUAAAGCUUUUGUCUGUCAAGUCGUCAGAAGGGUAUUUUCAGCAGCAUUUCAGCCACUCGCAGCAAGACGUGGAUCUGGCGGGCCAGGCACUGCAGGCAUUCACCAAGCGAGUCGAAACAAAGUCUUCAAUCAUGAUUGCCUAG